This is a messenger RNA of Magnolia sinica, 1412 nucleotides long. RefSeq lists its product as uncharacterized. The record is from RefSeq and is a predicted model, not a curated record. The transcript is spliced from 2 exons. Lineage: Eukaryota; Viridiplantae; Streptophyta; Magnoliopsida; Magnoliales; Magnoliaceae. Bases 165 to 1007 code for a protein of 280 amino acids.
ACCUUUCAAUUUCCAUACUAGCCUUCACUUUCUUUCCCUUUUUAUUUUUUUUAUUUUUGGAAUUUUGAAGAUUAUGGGGAAUCCUAUAAAAGGAGAAGGAUCCCGAAAAUUUCAUGUUCUUGGAUUAUGGGCGUAGAGUUCUUGGGCCUUGAAGUAGAUAUAUCAUGGAAGGAAUGGCUUCUGUUAGGAUGUUUCAACAGAGCAUCGAAGAGUUGAAGCAUGCCCUUUUUAGCACCACUAUGGAACUACAAUCAACCCAACUAGCUGCAAAAGAGGAGAGAAGAAAAAAUGAAGAGACGGUAAAGCAGCUACUUGAGCUCUUGAAAUCGACAUUUCAAGAAAGAGAUGAAGCAAAAGAUCAGUUGCAAAAAUUACUAAGCAAGAUCGGGCAAUCGAUCCCAACUGAACUCUUCCACACUCUUCCAACUCUCCAUCCUGAAAGCCCACCAGCCAGACCAACCAUUGGAAAUUCGAGCAUCACAGACUCCGACAGCCUAUCGGGCACCCAUAACCGCCAAUCCUUAGUUUCUUCCCCUGUAGACUCCUUCUUCGAUGCAGUUUCUUCACCAGACCUGCCAAACAUGAACAUGGCUGACUCAAGUAAUGUAGGAAUACUGCAUCCUCAUUUACCAUUGGAAUAUAACUGCUCCUCUUCAGGAGCAGCUCAGAUCGAUCCUGCUUCAGCGAUAAUCGAUCGGCUUGCUUUGAGAAAACCUCUGCCACAGAAAGGGAGGCUAUUGCAGGCCGUUAUGGAAGCUGGGCCGCUGUUACAGACGCUUCUGGUUGCUGGGCCUCUUCCUCAGUGGCGCAUUCCUCCACCUGUGCAGCCAUUCCAAGUACCACUGGUGUCUGUUAAUGGUGCAUCUCAACCUUGUUCCGCAUCCAUGUUGGAUUUUUCAAGCACUGUUGGGUCAUGUAUGAAGAAGAGGCUGGCAACUUCUUGUAGUUUCAGCGAAGAUUUCGUGCAUGAUUUUUGCCGGAAAGGUAAAUGCCAGAAGUUUCAAUGAAGAGAAGGUAUAAAAUUCAUGGCUUGUUAGUGAAAUCAGAUGAACUAAUUCCAAUAUUGUAUAAUAUUCAUUUCAAAUUUUGAUGAUUGUAUAGGAAGAGGUUUGCUACUUCCACACAAGUGCAUAUCUCAAUCCUGUCACACUUUGCUACACAUGCUAAUGUGGCAUGCAUUCGGGAUCUCCAAGCUGUCCAUGUGGACCCCACAAUAUAAUUCUCUGGUCCUCUCAUCAGGGUGCUCCACAGAUCAGAUGGGCUACAAUGCACAAAACAAAUGGACAGUUGAACCAAAAAAAAAAACCUGGCAAGUAUACUUAUUUAGCCAUCCAUUUGUCUCAUAUGCUAUGGCCGCCUGGAUGAGCAGACCGGCUUUUUUUCUUCAAGAUGGCCCCACCUGAUAGGUGGCU